AUGCGCCUUUUGUACUCUGCCACCCACACAUCCUCCAGUAACGUCUCCUCAUCCUGUGUAUCCUCAGUUGACGUUUUCUCUUCUCUCACCAUAUCAGAAAAUUUCCAAAAUCCAUCUGUACUUGGAGCUGCAAAUUCUCUCCAGCUCUCUCUUCCUGUGAUGAGCAAUGCAGUUUCUUUAACAGGAAGUGUCUGCAACUUUUCCAGCACCCGUGCUCCAGCUGUGAAUUCGGCAUGGCUACUGCCAUCAGCUUCUGGCACCUCUUUCCAGCCACUCAUAGGUAGUGCCUACCCUUACCCACAUUCUAGCACAACUAUGUUGUCUGUGGUUACUGGCCAGAGCCAGAUCUCCACUUCAGCUGCCUCCUAUCCAGGUAUCUUUAAGUUGGAUACCACAGGAAGCACUGAACAGAAGUCAUCUUCACUAGAAGACUACACUGUGAUUGUCAUUGACCAAGACACAGCUGUUUCAUCUACGUCUAUGGCAGCCCAGUAUGAUAAAACUUCAGUUGCCAAUACUGUGGUCCCUCUGUAUCCAUCACUGUCUGCCAGCCUAGUUCAGGGUACACCAUCUCAGAUUCCAAAUCAGGGACAUAGCCUGUCACUUCCCUACCAGGAAGGAAGCCAGAUGUCUUACUAUCUUCAAGGCACAUUGGACAAUGGGCAGGAAAAAAACAAAAGAAACAGAGAGAAUCACUCCAGGAAAGGUGAAGAGAGUAAGCAGCCAGGGAACAAAGUCCAGGCAGAGGAGAAGCCAACCAUUCCCAGGAAGAAGAGGAAGGGAAAUCAACCUGACCUUGGCCAAGAGGUCUUUCAAAAGCCUCAAAGAAGCCUAGGCAUGCACAUGCUGGAUUCUGUGCAGGUGUUUCAUGCCCUGGGGUGGAAGAAGGACAAGAAAGCUGGGCACUCUUCCUCUCGGACCCUAGGAAACUCUAGCAACACCAGAGAACCCCAGCCCGCCCGAGCUAGCAAACGACAGCUGGAUACCUCAUGGAAGGGUAAAAAUCCUGAGAAAACUCAAGUCAAAGACCAGAAACGAGAUGGUAGUGCUGAAGAGGAGUCUCCAUCUCCAUCCCAGUAUGAGCUGCCACCUCCUGGGAAGGUCAGGUUGAUACCUUUGCCUUUUCUGACCCUGGAUAGGCCUCGACCUCGACCUGCUUCUCGGAGACCACAGUCUCUGGUCUCACAUAGGCCUGCUAUGUGUUACACGUCCCAGCCUGGUGCUACUAACUCCGUUAAUCCAUCCCAUCCAGCUCCUGCCAAUGCAUCAAUGACAGGUCCUGCCAGGCCAGCUCAGCCCAUUCUAGUCAACAGAACCCAACCAGGUUUGACCAACCCUAGGUCUCCCAGUGUCCCUCAGACGGCUGCUUCUGGGCCCGCACCCAACAAAACAUCAUCCUGCACUUCUCUCCAGCAGGGGUCCGUUUCCACUGCUGUCACCAAGCUCCAGUCACCACCCAAGCCUCAAACCCAAUAUCCACUCCAAGACUUACGCUACCAAUGAAUUCCAUGGAGGAAUCCAACUGUUCCUGAGCCAGUAAUGUCAACGCUCAUUACAAAAGAGCAGAGGCCAGAGCGUGAGGCCAUGAAGAAGCGGGCUCAGCAAGAGUGUGAGAAUGCUGCCAAAAAUACAUCUCUGGGGUAAGUGCAGUAUUUCAUCGAGAAGGAUAAAGAGAUGGAAAUUGCUAGAUACUAUGGCUAUGCAAAAUAA
Galeopterus variegatus (Sunda flying lemur) is the source of this 1710-nucleotide messenger RNA. RefSeq lists its product as uncharacterized. The transcript is spliced from 2 exons. The record is from RefSeq and is a predicted model, not a curated record. Lineage: Eukaryota; Metazoa; Chordata; Mammalia; Dermoptera; Cynocephalidae.